CCUCAUCUCUCUUCUCUCUCGCGCUUUGCCUCGCUCUCUCAUCGAACUUUUUUACCUUUCUCUAUCUAACUUCUCUCUGAGUGUUGUUGAAGUAAUAAUCAUCCUUCAGAAUCAAUGGCGGGUCGGGGCAAAACUCUCGGAUCUGGAGCCGCCAAGAAGGCCCAAUCUCGGAGCAGCAAGGCUGGUCUCCAAUUCCCCGUUGGGCGUAUCGCUCGGUUCCUCAAGGCCGGCAAGUACGCCGAGCGUGUCGGUGCCGGCGCUCCGGUUUACCUCGCUGCCGUCCUAGAAUACCUUGCCGCCGAGGUUCUUGAACUCGCCGGAAAUGCAGCAAGGGACAACAAGAAGACAAGGAUUGUGCCACGCCACAUUCAGCUUGCGGUCCGAAACGACGAGGAGCUCAGCAAGCUUCUUGGUGAUGUGACGAUUGCCAAUGGUGGUGUCAUGCCCAACAUCCACAACCUUCUUCUUCCCAAGAAGGCUGGGUCCUCAAAGGCCACUGGUGGAGACGAUGAUUCUUAGAUUGAAAUUGAGAAAGAGGGCAGAGAGUUGUGGAUUUUCGGGGUAUUCUACGAUAGUUGGUAUCAGAUUUAGUGUCUUUUUUCCUUUAGUUUUGGUUAGGGUGUGAGUCUUUAUGUGAUUGUUGAGUUGUAGUAGUAGUAGUUUAGGGGUUUCAGGUGGUAGUAGUUAAUGUGAAUAUUGAUCAAUCUUCUACUAGUCAUAGAAGAGAUUGCUAAACCUUUGUUUUUUUUUUUUACUUCUUAUUUUUAUUUUUUAAUCUCACUGCUUGAUGAAAUAGUUAAUGACAUUGAUUAUGCAACAUUUAAUUCUAGUUGAAUUGAAUUUUUAAUGAUUGCGACUA
Molecule: messenger RNA, 859 nt
Organism: Quercus robur (English oak)
Lineage: Eukaryota; Viridiplantae; Streptophyta; Magnoliopsida; Fagales; Fagaceae
Product: probable histone H2A.3
Exons: 2
Coding region: 115-519 (134 amino acids)
Cellular component (GO): nucleosome
Molecular function (GO): structural constituent of chromatin; protein heterodimerization activity; DNA binding
Source: RefSeq, a predicted model, not a curated record